AUGAAGGCUCUUUUCAACCGUUUCAAAAAGGAGAAGGAGCGCGAGAAAUUCUUGGUCCCGUCAGACGUCGACCCCAAUAUCCCAUCCGCCAGAGACAGAGAGAAACUCGACAUCCCACCUCUUCGUCAAUGGCCUCCACCGCCGCAGGGCCCACUCGAUCCCUCGCCCAACUCGUUCAGCUCAGCAAAGCCCCUCCCGCCUAUCGACAGAACGCCUAUUUCCGUUUCGCAUACCAACUCGCAGGCGAGCUCGGAAUCCCGAUCGUCUACACGCACUCCCGUCCCUCCCCCGUCUCUUGCACGCCCGCCCUCGCGUGCGCCGUCGACUGACGAACGUGGGGGAACCGUUACACGCACAGAAGCGCCUCGAUAUAAUUCUAUUGACGGCGCUUCCGCCGCAGCUGCUUCGCAUAAGGCCCGCAAGGCAACAGCGGAAGCAAGCUCUCCACCAGAUAGCGCCGGGCACAAGAAAGUCGCUUUCCUUUCGCCACCACCGACGCCCGCGCCGCUCGAGCGUGUAGUCAGCAACCAGUCUGAAUCUGGUCGUGCGAAUGGCGCGGAUACAUCGGCAAACGACGGCGGACACGCAAAGGCCGGAGGAAGUGGUAAUACCGCGAGUAAUGGCGAUGCAAUGCCCAAAACGCCCAAUGGACCACUCAGGACCACAGUGUCACGCUUCCAGGCCGUGCAUGGAUCGGAAACGCGUGGGACAGGCAAUGCGUCGACUUCAAAAGUAAAUGUUUCCAAGGGUGUCAAUGGGACUGCAGGAAAGGCAACAAACACAGCAACGCGUACCGCGAUAUCGCCGAAUUCCCAGAAAAACUUCGCAGACAACAUGAGCUUGAACGCCUCAAUGCGUUCGAACACGCCGUACUCUCAGGCAAGUCAGUCUUCCAGCCGGAUACUUGCGACUGCAUCGUGGAGCGAAGCUGCUGAGGAAGACCUCGUUUCAAACAUUGGUCCACGAGAGCGUACGCGUCAGGAGGUUCUUUGGGAGAUCGUGGCAAGUGAGGAACGAUAUGUACUUGAAUUAACAAAGCUCAAAGAAACGUUCAUUGAACCUCUGCUACAUCCAUACGCUGCACCACCCAUCUGUUCACCUACACCGCUAGAGAAUGACGAAUACUUUGCUCGCGUCGAAUCUCCGCGAGAAUCUAUUGAUCAUCUUCCCAUCGCCGCACGGUUUCUCUCACCAACGCCCGGCUUACGACCGGAAACGCCUGCGGCGUCCAAGAAUGGCGCACAUAAUGCUGACGGGGAUUCGCCCGAUUCUGAUGACGACGAGGCGCAAGACCAAAUCGGCAGAGGCUAUACAGGGAGUACUAGUCGCGUGCAACAACGAAAUGGUAUUGCUAGUUCUGCUGUUGCGGCAGCGAUCGCGAAGUUCAAUCACCCUCGAUCGCCUUACAAUACUACGGCACAACGAACACCGCGGGGCAAAGCGCCGCUUCCCUUCCCAAGUCGUUCACACCAAUCAUUGCCUCCACCGCCGCGUGUCGCGCAGCAAGGCUCCAGUGCGUCGCUUGGGCGUCAGUCUAUAUACGGAACUGUGCCUGAGCGUGAAGUCUCCUAUGCAGCAACGGGGCAGACGGACAAGACGGACAAGACUUCUGCAUCACGGGUUUUGAAGAAGCUGAGGCGUACAACACCCCAACCGGACUCCCUGAUGGGCGACUCGGUCCCUCCGAACCAACUACCCGAGGACUUACGAAAAUGUUUGGAGGUUAUCGAGACUGGAAUUUUUAAUGGCCAUAUUACACUAAGCGAAGGCUUAAGAAAGCGAUACGAGGAGCAAUACCCUCUUGUUCGAAGUUUGGCUGAUGUUUUCGUUUCUAAUUCGCAUAUUUUACGCGAAUAUGCAACAUAUGUGCUACACCUCGAGCGAGCUCUCGAGCAAGUCGACAAUGCUUUAUCCACAGCAAGCGAUAAGAAGAAACCCAAGAAUCAGGAUAGCGCUAUGUGGGUGAAAGUUUGCAAGACUCUACACAGAUUAGAACAGGAUGCUGUCGAGAAGGGCGAGACUGGGCUGGCCAUCUCGCUUUCGAAACCAUUCCAACGCUUACUCAAAUACCCAUUGCUUUUCCAAAACUUGCUUUACCAUACGGAUCCAAGCACUUUUGAGUACGAAAGCACGUUAAUGAUGGUCGCAGAGGUAGAGACCAUCGUCCGCAGUAUCGAGGAUGAGAAGAUACAGAAGGAGGAGCGGGAUCGCACGCGGGAUGCUUUUGCGCGGAUAGAAGGGCUUGAGAAGGUCAGGCAACUUGCGUUGCCGAAGCCUUCACGCCUCCUCGUUGAAGAGCGACCUCUUGUGACGCCUUCCCAGACCCAGUCGCAACCACAGUCGUCACCUGCACGACCUCCUCCACCUUCUGCUGCCAACAACGCUUCGUCGCGGAACGUAAAGGGCAAGUCUUCAUUCCGCAGACUGAGCGACGUCCUACAGCAAAGCAGUCAGAACGCCGUUGGUGGGAAGAAGGACUUGUGGUUGGUUGUCUUUAAUGACGUCGUGCUGCGAUGCCAACGGACGGGAAUUACAACGUUACCCCUUGCAUCUUCGACAAAUUCGAGGACAAAUUCGUUACCAGACUUGCAGGCGAAAGCAAAAUAUGCGUCAACAGGUCGCAAGGGUGCGCAUACAAAGCCGCGAAAUCUCUAUAAAUUCAUAAAGAUUGAAAAUUGGGCUAUUGCCGGCGUGCCUGAUCCCAAGCAAGGCGUCAUUGCGAUGGACGAUGUCGUGCGAUCCCGAGCAACUGUCCACUCUGCUGCCCCAACAGGGAGAUCGUCGGUCAUGCCUCCAGAAGAAGAGGACGACGGAGCUGACUCCUCUGACUCGGAUCGGAAGAGCAAGAUGAGUUUCUCGUAUUGGGGCGCGGACAAAGUCACGAUCCAUAAGCCUGCUGUUCCCAAGGCUCGCUCGCCAAUAGCGGGUAACCGUAGAGGUGCGCUCACGCCGUUGGGCUACGGUCGAGAGUCGUCUGCGAAUGCGAAGUUCGGGAAUCGGCUCGUUCAUAGCCCGGAACCACAUAUGCACCAUCGUGAUUAUCAUCCACACGUGCGUCCAGCGAGUCGACGUACCCAGGCUACGCCAACUUCGCGGCGACCUGGACAUUCUGAGGAUGGACAUGCGUCUGCCAAGUCUACUGUGACAAGCGCGACUGCGUCUCGGCCCGCAUGGGAUGGUAGUACCCGCUCUGCUGGGACGACUACACCUACGUCGACACGGACACGAGUGCGAAAUAUUUCUCAGACGAGCGGAGCUAAGAUGCCUGCGGCAGCAGCUAACAAACUCCUCGCGUCACCCGCACCGUCUGAAGAUUCUGGAGUGGGUCUAUACCGCAAGCUCAUGGAACGAGAUUCGCAGCUGAACGUUGGUGUUUAGGUUCAGGUUCAGGUUCAAGUCCAAGUUCCAGCUAUUAAAGUCUAGCUUUUAGUUUUGGCUCAAUCUCUUACAUUCAUUCACGUUUUAAUCGGAUACACUUUACUUUCUAUCCCUCCUCUCUCCUCCCCCUCUCCCCUGAUUCCCCUCCUUUUCUCUACUCUUCGUGGUGCUUUUCACUGCUUUGGCGCGUUAGUUCUGCUUCAGAAUAUUUUUUCAGGUUGUGUGAUGUGUUGUUCGUCAGUCAUGGUUCGUUCCAUGUAAAUGUCCAUGCUUUGUGUGCUUUUUACCUGCUUCAAUAGCUUUGCUUUCUAUUCCCUUAUUCCGUGGAAGCAAAUCAUCAUUAAUACAUAUCUCAACCCAACCCUCUCAAACAGAUAUCCACCCCGCUC
Molecule: messenger RNA, 3767 nt
Organism: Fomitiporia mediterranea MF3/22
Lineage: Eukaryota; Fungi; Basidiomycota; Agaricomycetes; Hymenochaetales; Hymenochaetaceae
Product: Dbl domain-containing protein
Exons: 5
Coding region: 1-3378 (1125 amino acids)
Biological process (GO): positive regulation of Rho protein signal transduction
Molecular function (GO): guanyl-nucleotide exchange factor activity
Source: RefSeq, a predicted model, not a curated record